Molecule: messenger RNA, 645 nt
Organism: Aspergillus aculeatus ATCC 16872
Lineage: Eukaryota; Fungi; Ascomycota; Eurotiomycetes; Eurotiales; Aspergillaceae
Product: ESCRT-III subunit protein VPS20
Exons: 3
Coding region: 1-645 (214 amino acids)
Biological process (GO): vesicle budding from membrane; late endosome to vacuole transport via multivesicular body sorting pathway
Cellular component (GO): ESCRT III complex; multivesicular body
Source: RefSeq, a predicted model, not a curated record
AUGGGGAAUGCAAACAGCUCCCAUAAGAUCUCUGCUCAGGAUCGAGCGAUCCUCGACCUCAAGAACCAACGCGACAAGCUCCGCCAGUACCAGAAGCGGAUCACCGUGCUGACGGACCGGGAGACGGCGAUCGCCAAGGCAUGCCUGGCGCGGGACGACCGCAAGCGAGCCCUGCUUGCCCUGCGCCGCAAGAAGUACCAGGAGUCGCUGCUGGAGAAAACCGACAAGCAGCUGGAGCAGCUGGAGCAGCUCACGGGCCAGAUCGAGUUCGCGCUCGUGCAGAAGGACGUGCUCUUCGGCCUGCAGCAGGGCACGCAGGUGCUGCAGACCAUCAACCGGGAGAUGGGCGGCAUCGAGGGGGUCGAGAAGCUGAUGGGCGAAACAGAGGAGGCGCGGGCUUAUCAGGAGGAGAUCAGUCAGAUGCUUGCCGGUCGUCUGUCCAGGGAGGACGAAGACGAGGUCGAAGAGGAGUUGGAGGAGUUGCAGCGCCAGGCACAAGGGCCAGUGGUAUUGCCGAGUGCGCCGAUCUCGUCGCUUCCAGAGGUUGGAGAGGAGGAGGCAGCAGAGACGGGAGAAGCGCAGGCCGAGCCAUCAUCCAAUGGACGAAAGGUCAAGGCCGAAGAGCGAACCGCUGUCCUGGCAUGA